Messenger RNA from Laccaria bicolor S238N-H82, 3477 nucleotides. RefSeq lists its product as uncharacterized. Gene Ontology annotation, molecular function: DNA-binding transcription factor activity, RNA polymerase II-specific; zinc ion binding; DNA binding. The record is from RefSeq and is a predicted model, not a curated record. The coding region runs from base 1 to 3477 and encodes 1158 amino acids. Lineage: Eukaryota; Fungi; Basidiomycota; Agaricomycetes; Agaricales; Hydnangiaceae. Gene Ontology annotation, biological process: regulation of DNA-templated transcription; DNA-templated transcription. The transcript has 15 exons.
AUGACCUUUUCAACUCCUUCAGCACCGCCGUAUUUCUUGACGAAUCCUAGUUUUACCUACCACCAUCAGGUUCCUAUAAAGACAGAAGCAGAGGCUUCUCCCGAUUUGUCUCCGACACCAGCUGCUGAGUCUUUGCAACACUAUCAGUUUAAAUUUCACCCUUCGACGUUGUCGUCGCACGCCCCCCUUCCUCCAUCCCGGAAUCCCUCCGAGCCGCCACCCUGUCUCCCACCGACCCUUUUUCGUUUCGGGUCAUCUGGGAGUUCUUAUAGUCUACCGGCUGCACAACUGUGGCCACCAACAAGCUCUUCCCAACAUCAUCUGCUACAAACCCACCAAACCCACAACGACGACCUCAUCGGUAACACCUCGAGCCAAUCAGUGGAUUAUAUCCAGCCGGCAAUGUCAUAUAGCGACGAGUACGACAACGUUUCUGACCUCGCGGACGCUUCGUUGGAGCAUUCGGGACUUGGAUCGUAUGGAGGGUCGGGAUCAACCUCACAAGAGAGGACUAUCAGGCGUCGAAGUAGCAAAGCGUGCGACCAGUGUCGCAAGUCCAAGUGUAAAUGUGAGAGGUCCAACCCCAACGAACCUUGUAAGAGCUGUGUAAUGCUUGGAACACGGUGUACCUUCUUGGGACCCUCUCGGAAGCGCGGCCCGCCCAAGGGUUACAUUGACGCAAUAGAAGCGCGUCUUCACCAAACCGAGGCGUUGCUAGGAAUUAUGCUCGCUACAUCUGACCCACGCGCUCGAUCCUUGCUUCAGGACAUUGCAAAGGACCCCUUGGCCAAGGAGAUUAUUACGCGCGUUGAUAAUUCCCCAUACGGCGUCAAAGGUCGGAAACGCAGUAACUCGGGGAAGGAUCCUUCAAAAUCUCGGCCUAGCCAUGUUGCAUCCAGUUCAGAGUCACCGAGCCAGAGACACUUUAAAACCGAUGACGGCCAGCUAGAGUUGGCGUCAAUGCAUCCCUCAAACGAAUGGCAAGACAGUGUGUCUGCUAUGUUGAAUGAGGCACCUUCAUCACGCCGGAACGCUCCUUUGGAAAUUGUCACUUCUACUCUGACGCCGACAACAGACGCAUCAACCUCCUUCCCGACGACCGCCAACACGCUGGGAAACCUGUCCAUCAAUUCGUAUAGUCCUGCAUCUGCUGCAACGCCCAGCGACGACAAUCGUUCUCCUGGGAGGCGCCAGAGGCGCAGAAUUGGAGACGAUGACUAUGCACCAUACACCGGAUUGAAUUCGUCCGUGUCAUCUGUGUCGUUGCAUCAGGGUUUUCUCUCAGCGAGGCGUGUCGGACGGCCAUACUUGCGUCCGGGGUCCCGCACGAAUACUUCUUUUGAAGACUCAGUGAGCAUUAGGGAGAGGCGAAGUUCCAGCGUUGAUAGCCUCAGCUCCCCAAGCGAAGAUGACCUUGCCGGAGCGGUUGGUCAGCUAAGCUUGAAUGAGGACGAGGAGCUGAGAUAUCACGGUAAAGUGAGCGGUUUGCACCUCCUGGGCAAUCAAGAGAGGAUGGACAGGAGAAACGAAGGUGGAAUUUGGCGGUUUCCCAAAGCUCGAAUUUGGCCCCCACUUCCAUCGGGCUCAAGGGCUGACCAUGUUGAAGGUGAAUUCGCUUCAGAAUUACCUAGUAUUGAGGUCCAAGAGCAUCUACUGGAACUUUACUUCAACUACGUACACCCAUCAUUUCCAAUUGUUCACAAGCGUACAUUUUUUGACGCAUACCGAGCUAGUGAUCAUCCAGUUAACUCGCCUGGAAACGAAGCGGGGCUGUCUCCAUUUAACCGCCAACGCCGACCUAUCCCCACUCUACUUCUUCUCGCAAUGUUCGCACUUGCCGCUCGCUAUGACGAGACUACCACGCCACUACCAUCGGACUCAACUCUGAUGUGGGUGGCGGGGGAUGACUACUUAGACCAAGCCAAAAUCAUUUUGAAUGGCACCUACACCAGUUCACGAGCAUCGACAUGUCAAGCUCUCUUACUGAUGGGGUAUCGGGAGAUUGGAAUAGGCGCGAUGGCUCAGGCAUGGACUUACAUCGGCAUGGCCAUACGUAUGGCGCAAGACCUUGGAAUGCAUCGGAGUGCUGAUGGAUGGACAAGAGCGGACCUCGGUGGCCGGCUAUUUAGCGAGUGGGAACUCGACGAACGCAAGCGACUAUGGUAUGGAUGUGUCGUCAUGGACAAAUAUGUCUCGGCUUACAUUGGUCGGCCCUUAAUGAUCUUUGAGAGAGACUUCGACACUACAAUGCCUAGCGAGAGUGAUCCGGAAGAAGUGGAACAACUGUCGUUCCGUCCUGGUCUAGCCAGUCACUACAUCUCUUGUUUUAACUCAUCUGCAUCUUUAUCGGCGAUCCUCGGUAAGGUUGCUCACGGAGUUUACGCCGUACGCCCCGUGUCGAGCCGCCAUUCAGAAUUAGUUAUUCUGGACGGUCUACUGAACAAGUGGUACCUUGACCUCCCAAAGCAAUUGCGCUAUGACCCAGGAAAAAAGCAAGAGCAGAUUCCCCUUCCUCAUAUCCUGACUUUGCAUAUGCAGUACUGGUGCACCGUCAUUUUACUUCAUCGUCCUUUCAUUCGCCAGAUGUACGAUGCUAAGAACAGACACCCAGAAGAAUCUGAUGACGUCGAGGCGUAUGCUUCUGCGGCCAAGAGUUAUGAACUUUGUGCGGCCGCUGCGAAUCAUAUUGCGGUUAUCGUGGCCGCGUAUGUGAAUGAAUAUCUUUUGAACCGUUGUUCCGUCUUCCUUUGUUACUAUGUUUUCACUGCAAGCAUCAUGCACGUCACCGUCCUUACUUCCCAUCCUUCCGACCCUCAGUCCCGCAUGGGCCUUAUGAAAUGCAUGGAAGCGCUCGAAAAAAUGGAGAUUAUUUGGCCAAGUGCCGCUCGAGCUCUCGAAUUGUUGCGAGGCGCCAAGUUUAUCAGAGGAGACCCCGAGUUCCCCUUGGCUCCUGCCACCUCUGAUCGACAGAAGCGGUCAGCGGAACACCGUUUAGACGACUGUUUCGACCGAAAACAUUCGUCUAGCAGCGACCAUGUCAAUUAUCAACAUCCUACCACCCGUUCACACCUCCCCGCGCAGUACGUAGACAACGUGUAUUCGAACAGCAGCUACAUUGCGCCAAACCCUGUUCACCAGGCGUCAAACUUCCAAUGGCAAGGAGAAACUCUUAGUUCCUUCAAUGGGCCGUUAUCAACAUCAGUCCUGCCCCAGCUCUACAGCACAGGUCUGGUUGAUGAUCGCAGCCCUACUACCUACAACACCCACCGUGACAACACCCAUGUGGAACACCCUCCCCAAAGUCAGGCGCAUCGAUACCCCCAGUACUGGAAUGACUACUCAACUUUCUCCCAACUUGAUACUUCCGCGUACGCUGAACCAGCACCGAUAACCCAUCAAACGGCGCCAGUAAAUACUCAAAUUUAUAUUCCGGAACAAUACAGCGUUUAUAAUAACCAACCUUUUCCGAACCAGUAA